Molecule: messenger RNA, 648 nt
Organism: Racocetra fulgida
Lineage: Eukaryota; Fungi; Glomeromycota; Glomeromycetes; Diversisporales; Gigasporaceae
Source: the annotation of a GenBank genome assembly
UAUGAAUACAAUGGACAAGCUUAUGAUUAUUUCAUGCCGCCUUUAUCUGGCAACAAUGGUGAUGCAACAUCAGGUCAUCCAGAUACUUAUUUAAGCGUUACUCGUGAACCCACAUAUGGAGACAGUAAGAUUAACUUUCAAGAUAUGGUUGACAAAAUCCUUGGCCACGACGUAUGUGAACAGGAUAAAAUAAUUGCACAAGUUCAGUUUCUAAACAAAGCCGCACUUGAGUCGAGUGUUGGAGGUCCAUUCUAUCCUGGAAUUGAAAUUACUUAUGUGGCUUAUGACGAGAAUACGAUUAAUUCCGGAGCGUUUCAACCUGGAGAUAUCAAUGCGUACAUGGCUUUACCCUGGCAAGCAGAUUUUUACGAGUGCAAUACACGCUGGUGGCCAGCUCAAAGACCCGAUAUUGUAAUUCCAAAAGAACAAAAAGAUGAAAAGAGGAAAAUUCAAUCAGACGAUUUUGUAAAUUGGACCCGCGGCUUAAGACAAAAUGAAGCCAGUGAUGAACCUAAAUGGGGUGAUUUGGAUAUGGUGAGAGUUUGGGAUAGGUAUGUUGAUGGAUUUGUUGUUGAGAAGGAAAACGUCCUCGGUAAUAAUAAAGCAUUCGUUGAGGUUGAACACGCAGACAUUUAUGGAGUCAAUGGA